AUGGAAUUCUCAGAAUCUGUCUCCGUCUCAUGGAUCAGUCUUUCUUAUUCUUGGUCGUAUUAUUCAGCUACUCCAAAUGCUUCUCACAGUGGGGAUGCUGUGGUUGGGGAAGAUGGUCGGAAGGAUUGGGAAGAUAGGGAGAAAGUAGGCAUCAGUAAAAUCGAAGGAGGAGAACAAAUAAGGCUCAUUUUGGGUUUCUAG
Prunus armeniaca (apricot) is the source of this 201-nucleotide messenger RNA. NCBI's taxonomy places the organism in Eukaryota, Viridiplantae, Streptophyta, Magnoliopsida, Rosales, Rosaceae. The record is from the annotation of a GenBank genome assembly.